Molecule: messenger RNA, 891 nt
Organism: Prorocentrum cordatum
Lineage: Eukaryota; Dinophyceae; Prorocentrales; Prorocentraceae
Source: the annotation of a GenBank genome assembly
CACCGCGUAGAGCGCACAUCGGGAGAGCAGGAAUUCACUGUUAGGGGUCCACGCUGGCAAACAUGGAAUCAGCUGAAGCCAGAUGAAUAAAGGCUCAAGAGCGCAGCAUGGCAGCCUGGAAACUCGCAGCACGGCGCAGGCAACUACAGACGAGCGCUGCAAUCUUCGAGGCUCGACCUGAACACGGCUCUUCGUCCAGUGGCCGCUUCCCCCUGCUUGCUGUGCUCGUUCCGCCCCUGCUGCAGCUCGGCAUCGCCAGGACACCGCCUGGGCCGAUCCUCGGUGCGCGCCACGGGCCAGCGGGCCGACUGCGGGCACGUGCUCGGGACAGGGCAGGCGCUGCAAGAGAAGGGCAGGGGCGCGGCUGCGACGGCGGGGCCCGCGCGCCCCGCAGGCGCCUCGCGCAGGAGGGCGCCGACGGUGCUGCCGCAGCCGAGCCGCGCUGAAACGGAUGCGCGGCAGGGAUGCGGGGGCCCUGGAAGGCCACGUCGACGCUUUGCGAGCGGGGCGCGGCCGGCGGAGGCGGCCGAGGACGGGCCGAAGGGGAGGGGUGCAGGGGCACCCUCGGGAAGUUGCUCCUCCUGACGGUGCGGGUUAUAACUGCGCACCUGUCCUGGCCGGGCCCAUCCUGGGCCCAGGAUCGGUGCACACACGCCACCCUGCCUGAGCCAGGGAGGCCUUAGAAGAAGAGCAAACUGCAUUCGCAUGGCCCUUCGGGGGUCCGCGCGGACUUCGUCGAGCGGCACUCGGACCGCUCUGGUGGCGCCUCCGGCGCCGCUCCUGGCGCGCUCCGCGCGCCAGGGAAAAGGGGGGUCCAGCGCCGCUGCCAAAAGUCCGCGCGGGCCUCCAAACAGCGUAUAUUUGUGCAGUUUGUCUCUGAGUCGAGGCGCA